Molecule: messenger RNA, 2294 nt
Organism: Selaginella moellendorffii
Lineage: Eukaryota; Viridiplantae; Streptophyta; Lycopodiopsida; Selaginellales; Selaginellaceae
Product: pentatricopeptide repeat-containing protein At2g33680-like
Exons: 2
Coding region: 118-2271 (717 amino acids)
Biological process (GO): RNA modification
Molecular function (GO): protein binding; RNA binding
Source: RefSeq, a predicted model, not a curated record
AUGAGGUAUGUGGGUGUUUUCCAUUAAGCUCCUCUAGCUCAAGAGCAACUCAUCUCACAUUUUCCGGGAUAACACGAGUGAGAGCGCGCUCGCACCACGAAGAAUGCAGACAUUGCAAUGACGACGAGCCAAGUUUAUCACGCUACAGAUUCUUUCGACAAGCUGAAGCCCAAGAACAGGCGGCACGAAAAUAAAGAGGCUCUCAAACUCUACGACCAGCUGCAGCACGACGGUGCAAGACACAGCGUUCCGGUCAUCCUCGCGGCUCUCAAGUCAUGCAGCGUGUCGAGAGACAUCGAGACAGGGAUGAAGAUCCACGCGAACGUGGUUUCAGGCAGCAGAUUCCACACCAACAUCUACAUUCUAAACAGCCUCUUGGACCUCUACUCCAAGUGUGGCAGUAUGGUGGACGCUCAACUAGUUUUCGACCGGAUGCCAGUCCACACCAUCGUCUCCUGGAACACUAUCAUCAAAGGAUACACUCACAGCGGCAAAGGUAGCUUGGCACUUGAUCUCUUCUCCAGCAUGCAGCAACAAGGCUGUCAACCAAACUCGAGAAGUUUUGUCGCAGCGAUCGGUGCGGUAACGAGCUUGCUAGCAGCUGAAGGCAACGACGAAGCCGAGAACAAACUCAAUUGUCUCGAGAAAGGAAUGGCUCUGCAUUCCUCGGCUUGCAAGGCGGGCUACGAUCUUGACAUGUUCGUGGCAAGCAGUCUGGUGGAUCUGUACGCAAAGAGUGGGAGCAUGGAAGAUUCACGCAGGUUGUUCGACAGGAUGAAAACUCGCGACGUGGUUUCGUGGACUGCGCUCAUUUCCGGCUACGUCCAGAGCGGCCAAGCCAAGCUCGCGUUACAGCUCUUGCAUCGUAUGCAAGAAGAAGGUUGCCAGCCAAAUGCUCUAACUUACGGAGCCGCGCUCAAUGCUUGCACGAAGCUGGCUAUGGAGGACGAAGAACAGGAUGGAAAGUCGAAGCUGAUCUACCUGGAAAAGGGCAGGGAGCUUCAUUCUCGCCUGGCAAAGUGUGGAUACGAAGCCGACGCAUUCGUCGCGAGCAGCCUCAUGGACAUGUAUUCCAACUGUGGGAGCAUCAGAGAGGCCAGGCAAGUGUUCGGGAGAACCAAGAACCACGACGUGGUUGCCUGGAACACGAUCAUCAUGGGACAUGCACAGAACGGAGAUGGAGAGAUGGCUCUCGAGCUCUUCUAUCAGAUGCAACGCGAAGCUGGCCUGCCUCCAAACGCUCGGACUUUCGUUGCUGCGAUCAAUGCUUGCGCGGCUGUAGCAAGCAAAGAAAAAGAAGCCGGGGGAAAGAAAGAUUCCAGCUUGGAGAGAGGAGCUGCGAUUCACUCACAGGCGAUGGAGUCCGGGUGCUGCCGCGAUAUCUUCGUGGCCAACAGCCUCAUCGACAUGUACUCCAAGUGUGGAAGUCUGGAAGAAGCUCGCCGUGUCUUCGACGGCAUGGAGCAGCGAAACAUCGUUUCCUGGACGUCGAUGAUCAUGGGGUACGCCGAGAACAACGCAGCCACCUUUGCUCUCGAGCUCUACGAGCAAGCCGGCUCCCACCUCCAGCCAAACGCUCAGACUUUCAUGGCGGCGCUCAAGGCCUGCGGCGACUUAGCAGCGCUGGACGCUGGGAAGAGGCUCCACUCGCAGAUCCGAGAAAGAAAUCUGGACAGCAAUCCACUGCUCGCAUGCUCGCUCAUCGGGUUCUAUGGAAAGUGUGGAGACACGGCCGCCGCUCGAGAAGUUUUCCACUCUGUGGCGAGGAAGGACGCGGCCGUGUGGAGUGCUCUCAUCGCGGCUUACAGCUUCCAGGGAGACGCAGCCGGGGCCUUGAAUCUCCUCGAGAGGAUGCGGGAGGAGAAGAUCCGGCCAGAUGGUGUGACGCUCCUCUCGGUUCUCAAAGCUUGCAGCCACGCCGGGCUCGUCGACGCUGGCCUCGAGUGCUUCCGGGAGAUAUCCUCGCCGACGAUCGAGCACUACACCUGCGUGGUGGAUCUCCUGAGCCGAGCAAAUCGGCUCAAGCAGGCGGUGGCGGUGGCGGAGAGGCUGGCGGCGCAGAAGCGGAGCUUGCCGGCGGCGGUGUGGAUGACAAUCCUGGCCGCGUCCGCGAAGUGGAAAGAUGUAGACACCGGGCGACUAGCGUUUGAGAAGCUGCGAGCUAUGGAUCGAGAGGAGGCCUCCAUCUACAUCGCCAUGGCCAACGUUUACUCGAGCGAGCUGGCUUCACAUGACAGUGACGUGGCUGCUGGCGCGCCGACAGUUGGUUGACGUGGCGUCCACGUCGGGGUCUA